AUGCCGGAGGCGCCAGAGUGCUUCUUCUGGUUCUAUAACUGUAAAACACUGCAGUGGCCAUGCCAGAACUCCAGAGCCAGAGCUCCGCCUGUCCUCCUAGGGACCAUCGGCUGUGGCAAGACCCUGUCAGGAGACACCCUCCUGGGCCAGUCCUCCUCCGGCUCUCCUUCCUCCUCUAGUUCUUCCCCCAGGCUUUGCCAGCUGAGGCCUGGGGCCUCCGAGGGCCGGAGGUUGACUGUGGUGGAGGCCCCUCGCUGGUACUGGAGCGGGGGCCACAUGGAGGCUGGGGUGAGGAAGGAGACAGAGAGGGCACUUGAGCUGGCUGCCCCGGGGCCACACGCCUUCCUGCUGCUGGUUCCUGUCGGCCAGUUCACCGAGGUGGAGCACAGAGUGCCCGCUGAGCUGGAGGAGGUGUUUGGGGAGGGGGUGUUGAAACACACCCUGGUGCUGUUCACCUGUGGAGACUACCUGAUGGGCCAGGGGGCGGGGCAGUACCUGGAGGGAGAGGACCCUGGGCUCAGGGAGGUGAUUGACAGGUGUGGGGGCCAAUACCACGUCCUCAACAACCGCCGACCGCAGGACAGGGCAGGUCAGGGAGCUGCUGGAGAAGGUAACCAUCCCAUCUUAUAA
Oncorhynchus kisutch (coho salmon) is the source of this 630-nucleotide messenger RNA. Its product is annotated as GTPase IMAP family member 5-like. The transcript is spliced from 3 exons. Gene Ontology annotation, molecular function: GTP binding. Bases 1 to 630 code for a protein of 209 amino acids. Lineage: Eukaryota; Metazoa; Chordata; Actinopteri; Salmoniformes; Salmonidae. The record is from RefSeq and is a predicted model, not a curated record.